AUGGAUAUUAUUCUUGUUUAACGGGGUCUUAAUUAUAAGCUUGAUCAUGGAUACAUGUUCCCCCUUCACCUGAUCAACAUCCAAUGAAACUUAUUUGGCUAGAUUAUGAUACAUAACUGGAAAGAGAAAGGUCGGGGUCAACUUAUAAAAAGGCAUGGGAUUUCUUGUAUUUUUAAAAUUCCUACCUGAGGUAUGCAAUCCCCUCACUUCGAUGGCUAACAGUGACUCUCAGAUCUCAUUGUUCGAAAUGCAUCAACUCCCCAUGCAACAGUAUCGAAGUGCACUUUAUUUGGGAAGCACCUUAAUCCAUUCAAUUGUGAAUUUGAACUUUCUUAAACUAUGUGCCUCCGUAGAAUGAAAUGAUUCCGCAUUCUCAGGGAAAACAUCAUUGGCUUAAAUGCGAUGACUAUGGAUUCCUCAUUUUCUAUAAACUUUUUCAUAUCUGAAUAAUUGGCUUAGCUGUUUAAAUGAUUCCGUUAAGUUCUACUGAUUUUAUUCAUGCUAGUAAGCGUGGUGUUUUCAUUCGUUUUUUUUUAGGUGCAUUAACAAGAAAUAGAAACGGAUCGAUUUAUGUAUAUAUCAAGCUCAAGAAUUGAGAGCCUCUCGAUAAACAGUUAUAGCUCUCAGCUGGGGGCUGGAUGAGGAUGUCGAGAGCAUGACUGGUGAGAUAGAGAAUGGAGACCUAGCUGUGCGAGACGUUGCAGAUCUUCUCCAACCGCAGUAUGCUAUUAUUACAGGUGGAAAAACACGAGAGGGCUGUCCAAUAAUCACCUUUCCAGAUAACGGCAACUUCCAAAAUUUAGGUGACUUGGAUUACCAGCGUCUCAUGCUCUAUCUGACCUCGGUUCCAACUCUGCAGGAGGCUGAUUUGGGAUUUCAUUUAAUUAUCGAUCGGCGAAACGAUAAAUGGAAUUCUGUGAAAACUGUUCUAUUAAAAAUAUCUGCAUUUUUUCCUGGUCUGGUUCAUGUGGCUUAUGUUCUACGGCCAGCAGGCUUCCUUCAGAAAGCCAUAUCAGAGGUAUCCAAUAAACUAUUCCGGGAAGAGUUCAAAUUCAGGGUCAUUGUCCUGGCCAAUAUUCUUGAGUUGUCUGAAUUUGUCGACAAGGAUCAACUUACAGAACAACUGGGUGGUGAUUUGCCUUUCUGCCAUCACACCUGGAUACAAAACAGGAUUAGUCUGGAGAAAUUCUCUUCUAUAACUCAAGACGUCUCCCUCGCUCUCGACUCUUUCACACGUCGUUUAGCCGAGGUAGAAUUUCCCAACAACACCUUAGCGACCACCACGUUGCUUGGCCAACAACAAGCUGAAUAUAACGAACUAAAGGAAGAAAUUUUAAGCGCAGCUAAGCACGGUGAAGCACUUUUGGAUAGCGUACGUCAAUUGACUGGCAAGGGCACUGCUGAUCGGCUAGGAAACGUGGCUGCUGUAGAGAGGCUACUUGUGCAGCUUGAAGAGACGGAGCGUACAUUUGACCUUUUUUGGUCACAUCACAGUUCUCGACUAAGGCACUGCCUUGCAUUACGCCAAUUUGAACAGGACUUCAGGGAACUACAAGCAAACUUAGAUCAGCAUAUGAAAACGGUCGGAGAUAUGACAGAGGUUGGAGAAACACAGUCGAGAGUUAAUCAACUACUCCGCGAUACAUCCGCUUUUCAGAGAAUAUGCAGAGGAGACAUAGAUCGGGCCGAAGAAGUCAUAUCAGCUGGACAACAGCUGCUAUCUGGUCGACAUCAGUGCCCAGCUGAAAUUGUUGAGCCAAAGUGUGCGGAGCUGCAAAGAAUUUGUACAAUUUUGGGUCAAAGACUCGAGAGAAGAUUGCACACUUUGACAAAAUGCAGAGAACUUAUGGAGAGAAUCGACAAGGCAAAUACUUGGUGCACGCGAGGCAUAGAAAUGCUAGCUUCUCAAAGCAAUACAACAGUACCUGAAGAAGCUCUUCAAAAUCUACAACAAUUGAUAGACUCUGCUGCAGAAUUUCGACAUCCACGUUGUAUAUUCCAAGAUUCUAUAACACCAGAGACUAAAGCACUAGUAACGCAGGUAUUGCAAAGAAUAGAUGACGUCUUAUUGAUGUGCGAUAAAAGAAUAGUGACACUUAAACAACAAUUGGUCAAACUAGCCCGACCUGUUCAAACUGUGACACCGGAGCCAGCUAGACCGAUUCAGCCUCCCCCUCAAAUGGUUAAGCCUAGCAGAGUUUUAAAGAAAGCAAACACGAUGCCAAGGAUGGAAAUGAGUCCAAUAGAAGGAGAAUCUUCGUCCCCUGAAGGAGAACCCCGCGAUUUGGAAGCUCUCCGAUUAAAACGCGGUCACGUUCUCGCCGAGCUGAUCGAGACUGAACGUAUCUAUGUUGCUGAACUUGGAUCGAUAAUUAAAGGAUACAAAAUGGAACUUACUAGCGAAUUAAUGGAGCAUCUGGUGCCUGCUGCUUUAGUUGGAAAAGCUGAUGUUCUGUUCGGCAAUUUAGAAGACAUUUAUCUGUUCCAUGGAGAAACUUUUCUCAGGGAUCUUGAGAACUGUAUUUCUAACACUGAGCUUGUCGCGCUGUGUUUUGUCCAGAGGCGGGAGAUAUUCUUCAGACUCUACAGCUAUUACUGCCAAAAUAUACCGAGGUCUGAAAGACUAAGAGAGCAAAUUCAAAGCGAGCCACAGUUUCUUGCAGCAUGUCAGCAGAGACUUGGACACAAAUUACCCUUGGCUGCGUACUUGUUGAAACCUGUUCAGCGUAUCACAAAGUAUCAACUCUUGUUGAAAGAUCUUUUGAAAUAUAGCGAUGAUCAGUCUUGCUCAACUCAACUUCAAGAAGCAUUGGAUUGCAUGCUGGUUGUACUCAAGUGCGUUAAUGACAGCAUGCAUCAAAUAGCCAUCACAGGAUUUGGCGGGGACUUGGGAGCUCAGGGUGAACUUUUGAUGCAAGGUUCUUUCAGCGUCUGGAGUAGCAGUAAAAGGGAACGUUUGUUACGUCUGAAACCUUCGCAGAGGCAUAUUUUUUUAUACGAAAAAGCUUUCAUAUUUUGCAAGCACAGUAAACCACAAGCUCACAACAAAGCCACAUACCAUUUUAAAAGAUAUCUCAAGAUGUCACAGAUUGGUUUGACUGAAUCAGUGAAAGGUGACGCUAGAAGAUUUGAGAUAUGGCUGCAAGGCCGAGCCGAAGUACACACUAUUCAAGCAUCAAGUAUCGAUGUUAAACAAUCUUGGGUACGUCAAAUAAAAGGUGUUCUGAUGUCACAACUCGCUGAAUUGAAGGGGAAACAAAAUACGGCACUCGGCAAAACUAAUCACAAGCCCCUACGUCAAACUAUAUCCUGGGAGGCUCAGAGCAGUAUAUCUGGAUCGCUCCGCACAUUGUCGGUUGAUGGCAAUAGCGUAAUUACCCAUCCCAUGGAUCUUGCGCAGAACACCGAUGACGACGUAGCUUGGAGUUCCGAAAACAGUAAUACGGAUGAUGAAGACACUUUUGGAGAAAAUCCAGGACUUGCUCCGGGCGGUAGAUACGUAGCUUUAGCCGAUUACUGUGCAGUCGGUCAGUCGGAGGUGACUAUGCACGAAGGGGAUAAUUUAGAGCUACUUAAGGUUGGUUGUGCCGGCUGGUGGUUUGUUAAGCUUAUCAGCACAGGUCUUGAAGGCUGGGCGCCGGCAGCAUACUUAGAGCCAAUUUCACGGAAAACAUCCCGUAGCUGCCAGUCGGUAAACAGCCAAGACACCAUGUGAGAUCGGCGACUAACACGCUAGAAAGGUCCUAGUGUGUUAGAUAUUUUUACUCUGUAAACUUGGGGGGCGGCGUGUGAACCGCUGUUCCGCGUUACUAAAAUUCACAACUCGAUGAAGUCGUUAGAAUGUCUAACAACGAGAAACGGAAUGAAAAAAAGAAUGACAUCUCCAAAAGCUUUUUUAACUGUAACCGCAGUUUACUCCAAUGAUGAACGGUGUUUUGAAUCCUGUAUCACCUGAAGAGGAGAAAAAAAUUAGCGUAGCCUUAGAUGUUAUUAAUUUAUUAAGAGAGGCUUGAAAAGCCAGUCUUGAAAGCGUGUAAUUGUUCCAUUGUCGAUUGACGUAGGUAACGUAAAAAAACUGGUCAUCUCCUUUCCAUCAAGAUCUCAUCCUAGGGUAGCGGAAUGUUAAAACUGCGACUUUUUAUCUGCGUACCCCGAGUAUCUAGUCUUAAGAAUCAUGUCUUAAAGAAGGACUGACCAGUUUGGACACGCCUCAAGGAACUAGUUAUUGGCCAUAUUGCCAAUUUAAAAUUUAAGAUUUGUUGUUGAAUCGUCAUCGCUUGACCGGGUACCCGGCCCUAUUCACCGCAGAUGAUAACAAUUAUCGUUAUCAAUAAGUGAAAAAAAUCGUUGACCAACGAGAUCGAGCGAUGAAAGACAAGAAACAAGAUAAUACAUGCGAAUUAACGUCCGCAUAUUUACAAAUAUAAACAGCUGACACCAAGUAUUACGCAAUAUCCUAACUUAUAAAGGUAUUAUAAUUACUAUAGAAUAUAAUGUGGAACUGCAUACAAUUAUUCACUAUUAUAACAGACCUUUGUGGUAUAUCGAGCAAGUUAUGUAUCUUCGAAUCGGAGCUUUUAUGUUUGGAAGAAAAAAUAUUUCUUUUCUCUUUGGAGACAAGGAUUCAGAUUUUACAAAUUUUCUAACAUUUUUUUCUGCAUCAACACCCUGCUCGGUAUUCUUGAAACAUUCAAUACACAAGUUAUUACUUGGAUACAUUUUUUUAAUAUGCAAGAUAUCUAAAUUAGCCAAAAUCAUUGAUUAUAUCAAGUUAAUAUUACAGAUCCGUUAAGAUACGACGGUGGAUUUCGUGGCAAAAUCUUUACGUUUUCAAUUAUCAUCCGAAAAUUUAUUCAUGUAGAACUCUUUGGGAUAUAACAAAUAUGUUAAUUUUCCAAUCGUGCAGGACUUGUAUGCAAAAAUUUUUCAGAGUAUCGUAGGAUAGUUUGACACUCAAAUCUGUUUUAUUUUAUUAUUGAAAUUCGUCGUCUUCACUUUGGACUAUAAAUUGAAGUAGGUUUACCAAUUGAAAUUUUUUAACGACAGUGUAAGUAUUUCUAUUCCGAGGAUACUCUUGGCUAGUUUGUAAUAAUUUGAAGUGAUAGCGAAGCAUUAACAAUACUUUUAGCUAACACAUAAAUAUAUGAUAUACUUAUAUAUAGACAAUAAUCUUGUCCACGUAUAAAUAGGUAUAGUAUUACAUGACUUUUAAAACUGUUUGCAAUAAUGACUAAUACAUGGUAGCUACUGGAAAAAAGGAAUAAGUUAUAUCGUUAUCUCAGCCAAUUUGCAUGUAGAACAAACUUAUUCGCUGUCAGAUAACUAUUACGUCUAGUUGUCGAAUAUAUACUUUCGGAAAAUUGAAAGGUUGUGGAUAUUAAUAAAACUACAUGAAUAUAUAUUAUGAAUUAAAUUAAUUAGUACGCUCAAAAAUAGUAUAUUCAUAAGUAUAUUAUGAAGAUAGUUGCAAAGCAAGCUUGUUGAAUAACAGUUCCUUUUGUUGUUCCUUAAAAGUAAAAGAAUUUACAAAAAAUGAAAAAAAAAAUAGAAUGGAAAUAGAAUGAAAUAAAAAAUAAAAUGAAAGAACAAACAAAUGAUACAUUAGAUUAUAUUUUUGCAAGUAAAUAAAGCGGAAAAAAAUUACAGAAAUAGUUUUUUCUAUCUGCAAUGAAAGCUGAGAGGUAUAACAUCGUGUCGUAUUAUGAAUAAAGAAUUCACUACGGGAAAAUGCAUUACAAAUAGUUAUAUGGUAUUGCAACAUUUUUAUGAAAUUAUUAAUAGCUCUAUACAUAAAGUUGAAGUUUUUAUGAAAUUGUAAUGACAGAUUUCAUUGGAAUCAAAGUUAGAAAGGAUGAAAUAUAAUGAACAGGACGAACGUUGUGUUUUGACAUGAGUUUUCAAUAAGCAGUAUUUCAGUUUUGAAAAGAUUGAAAAUCUUAAAUAUUUAUCGGGAGGAAAUAUCAUCUCAUGAUUAAUCACGAUAAUUGUGUUGGUAAAGUAAACUACGAGUUUGAGGAUAUAUCCUAAAUCUUAGGAGCUCGGAAUUUAUGUGCAUAAUAAUUAUGAUGAGUCGGUAAUGUAUUAAUGGAAAACUUUAAUGAAAUGAAAAUGAGGGAUAAUCGUAAUAAACAAGAAUUAAGAUGGUUAUAGAUAAUUUAUUUUAGAUAUAUCUUAGUACAAAAUGAAUUGUUAUUAUUUUUCUUUUUCUUUUUUUUUGAUAGAUUUGUAUGUUCUUAAUGCGAACAUGGCAAUUAUGUUGUUGAUUUAUCUGUAUAUAGUUGUGCAUUCACCAUAUUUAUAGGUACGUACCGACUAGAUUGUUUGAGAAAACAAAAUACGUGCCAGUUUGAUAUUAUGUCAACAUUUAAUAUUUUUACUAUCUUUUACGAUUAGAUAUUAGUAACUGUGGGUGGCUAACGGGACUCAAAAUAAAAUAUCGUUUAAAAUUGAAACAGGUAUCUAAAAUUUGGUGGAUGCACGAAUCACGAAACUCAGAAAUAAAAUAUCUCGUAAUUUGUUACGCAGCUGAAUUACUGCUUUGUAAAUAAAGAAUAAUGAAAUUCACAAUACUUUA
This is a messenger RNA of Athalia rosae (coleseed sawfly), 6574 nucleotides long. RefSeq names its product guanine nucleotide exchange factor DBS. The transcript has 16 exons. Gene Ontology annotation, molecular function: protein binding; guanyl-nucleotide exchange factor activity. Gene Ontology annotation, cellular component: cytoplasm. The coding region runs from base 656 to 3715 and encodes 1019 amino acids. The record is from RefSeq and is a predicted model, not a curated record. Gene Ontology annotation, biological process: intracellular signal transduction. Lineage: Eukaryota; Metazoa; Arthropoda; Insecta; Hymenoptera; Athaliidae.